AUGGCGACUCCAUAUGCCAUCAAGAUCGCACCAGACAACACCGGACUCUGGCAUUUUAGUCAGAGCGAAGAUGUAGCCAACAAAGCCACCGAGUUGCUGCAGAAGGAUAUUGAGAAGCACCAUGUCUUCUUCAACCGAGAUGGUUUUCACAAUCACAUAAGCCAUCAAAUCCUAGCCCUCUACGGCACGGGCGCCUCAGCCGAGGACCUGGCCAGGGGCUACAAGGAGAACGAGUCGUACCAGCGGCCGGCGCUGAAGGCGCACUCGCAGGCGCUGAUCGAGGAGCUGCGCGAUUGGGACAGGGCCAAGCAGAAGCUGGGCAAGGAGCAGUACUACACGGACUGGCUGCACUUCUUCCAGCACGAGACGGAGCACCUAGGGUCCUGGCAGAAGGUGCUAGCCGAGUACAUGUUCAAGCCCGGCGGCGACCCGCGCAGCGAGGACAUGCUGGUCCGCAUGUUCGCCGGGUUCAUGCACCCUCUCAUCCAGCUCAUGUACGGCGUGGAGUGGGACCAGCCGGCCAUGGUAGCCAUGGCGCUCGCCCAGGCCUGCGUGCACUCAGACCAGUUCCGGGACUUCAUGCUCGAGGCCGAGGCGCGCAGCGGCGACGAGUCGUCGACGGCAGAUAAGACUCCCAUGCCGCGCAUCAAAGAUCUCCUCGACGCCGCGGCCGGCGACUCGGCCCUGCGCGGCUCGCCCCGCCUGGACGACGGCAACAAGAUCCGAGACGGCGUGAUCGCGCGUGCCAGGGACCAGGCACUCAAGUACACGUCGCAGGUCCGGGUCUCAGCCGCGGAGCUCGAGGAGCGCACAGCCGAGAUGUACAACACGGCCAUCUACAUGGCGUCGGGGGCGGCGGUGCACUCUGACCCAGCAACGGGGGUCGCCAAGGACCCCAAGUACGACUUCUUCCUCAUGCACCACGUCAACGUGUGCCCCAUCUUCGUGACGCUCAACCGGCAGGACUGGAUCCCGGCCGAGCUCAAGACGCGGCUCCUGGAGUGGAAGAUCCGCCUGGACCUGCUGCAGUACGCCGCGCGCGGGUCGCCCGACCUCGACCUGGCGAAGAUCGCCAACUACAAACCCAAGGCCCCGAACCCGGGUCCGCCGGCCGAACUGCUGCCGCGCAUGCACGCCUUCGUGGACGACGGGCACGCCAUCAAGCUGUUCCGGGCCGUGGGCGUGGGAAAGGAGGUCAGCCGGCCGUACGAGGGGCGGGACUGGAUGCCGAUCCGGGGGGAUUCGUGGAACCAGGUUGCGCACAUGGUCGUGGACUCGGUGGAGGCGCCGGGGCCGACGUGGGUGAGGAACGCCGGGUUCGACGAGGCUUGGAAGGAGGUUCAUAACCGCAAGGAUGGAAACAAUGAAUCGGAACGCCAGGGGCCUCUGUACGAGUAA
This is a messenger RNA of Truncatella angustata, 1398 nucleotides long. RefSeq lists its product as uncharacterized. Gene Ontology annotation, molecular function: oxidoreductase activity. The transcript is spliced from 3 exons. The coding region runs from base 1 to 1398 and encodes 465 amino acids. NCBI's taxonomy places the organism in Eukaryota, Fungi, Ascomycota, Sordariomycetes, Amphisphaeriales, Sporocadaceae. The record is from RefSeq and is a predicted model, not a curated record.